Molecule: messenger RNA, 2268 nt
Organism: Octodon degus (degu)
Lineage: Eukaryota; Metazoa; Chordata; Mammalia; Rodentia; Octodontidae
Gene: Dcst1
Product: DC-STAMP domain containing 1
Exons: 17
Coding region: 1-2187 (728 amino acids)
Cellular component (GO): membrane
Source: RefSeq, a predicted model, not a curated record
AUGGUGCUUCUAAGGAAAGCCUUGAGGAGACUUCUGGGACCCGAGAGGGCUCCACAGAACAGAUCUCCGGAUGUUAAACACCAUCAGAGCAGAGUCUGGGGGCAAAGAAGGAGACCACCCCAUACCACUGUGCAGAGGCUCCUGAGUUGGGGGCUGCCAGAGCUCUGCAGCCGGUUCCUGUGGCGCCAGCCAGGCGAGUUCCCUGUCACAGCCUUCCUGCUGGGAGCUGGCACUGGGGGGCUCCUAGCCAUAGGUCUCUUUCAGCUCCUGGUGAACCCCAUGAAUAUCUAUGAAGAACAGAAGAUGGUGGUAUUGUACGGCUUGGUGGGUUUGGGGGCCAUAGGUUGGGGGACCUCCCCUCACAUCCGCUGUGCCAGCCUCCUGUUGGUGCCCAAGAUGCUGGGCAAAGAGGGCAGGCUCUUUGUCCUGGGAUAUGCCUUGGCUGCCAUGUAUGCAGGGCCAGUGGCCAAUCUGAAGCACAACCUUAAUGAAGUGGUAGCAUCACUGGGCUGCACUGUGGAGCUUCAGAUCAACAACACCCGUGCAGCCUGGCGCAUCUCCACAGCCCCACUCCGGGCAGUGUUCAAGGACUUGCUGGGCAGCAAAGACUCACUGAAAGCAGAGACUCAGAACAUCUCCACUGCCUUUAAGGACCUGGAUGCCCAGGUGAGCAGUGAGGCUGGCUAUGCACCUGAGGAUGUCGUGGACUCUGAGGAAACAGCCCCAGGUGCAGGGGCCCAGAAGGCUCCCAGCACUAGGUUCCACCUGUCAACCCAGAAGAUGUUUGAGCUGAAGACCAAGCUGCGCUGCUCCUACGUCGUGAACCAGGCUAUUCUCAGUUGCCAACGCUGGUUUGAUCGAAAGCAUGAACAGUGCAUGCAACGCAUCUGGGUCCCACUCCUGAACCAUUUGCUCUGCCUGCCGAUGAAAUUCAAGUUCUUCUGUGGCAUUGCCAAGGUGAUGGAGGUCUGGUGCCGCAGCCGUAUCCCAGUGGAAGGCAACUUUGGGCAGACCUAUGAUUCUCUCAACCAGUCUAUUCGUGGCCUUGAUGGGGAAUUUUCAGCCAAUAUUGACAUCAAGCAGGAGAAGCAGGCUGGGCUGCUGGGCCUCAACACGACCUGGGAACACGUGAGCACCGAGGUUCAGGACUACGUGGAGCGGCAGGAGGCCCGGCUGGAGUGGCUCUUGGGGCUGCUGCAUGCACUGCUGUCCUGCACCUUCCUGCUGGUCCUCCGAGCGUCCUUCUCCUACACGGACAGUUACAACCAGGACAUCCGCUUUGACAACAUCUACAUCAGCACCUAUUUCUGUCAGAUCGAUGAGCGCAGGAAGAAGCUGGGUAAACAGACUCUACUGCCACUCCGCAAGGCUGAGAAGAAGAGCCUCAUCUUCCCCUGCAAAUUCACCAUCCAGGCCUCAGAAAUGAGCAGUUUGGUGAGAAUGCUCCUGGAGACAGUGCCUGUCCUGCUGCUUCUGCUGGUGCUCUGUGGGCUCGACUGGGCCUUCUACUCGAUCUUCGAUACUAUCCGCCAGCACUCUUUCCUGCAGUACUCCUUCCAUAGCAAUCAUAAACUGGAGGUGAAAGUCGAGGGACACUCCAUGCUUGCCCGGCUUCUUCGGAAGACCAUUGGGGCCCUGAACACUUCUUCAGAUACAGCAGUAGAAUCAAACAAUAUGCCCUGUCUGCCCCAGCCUGUGGGCCUGGACGCCAGGGCCUACUGGAGGGCCACUUUUCCCAUCGGCCUGCUGCUGUGUCUCUGCCUGGCCCAGGCUUUCGGCUACCGGCUCCGAAGGGUCAUCGCAGCCUUCUACUUUCCCAAGCGAGAGAAGAAGCGGGUCCUGUUCCUCUACAACGAACUAUUGAGGAAGAGAGCAGCCUUCACCAAGCUGAGGCGGGCUGCCAUCAUGAGGCGGGCAAAGCAGCAGAGGGCUCCGCGCCACCACCUGGUGGACACCCUGCACCAGCGCUGCCCUGUCCUGCGCCGCUGGCUUCGCCGGCGCUGCGUGGUGUGCCAAGAUCCCGAGACGCCAGAGUCCUACGUGUGCCCGACGCCAGACUGCCAGGCUGUGUACUGCCGGUCGUGCUGGGACGACAUGCGGCAGCAGUGCCCGGUCUGCACGCCUCGCGAAGAGCUCUCCUCUUCCGCCUUCAGCGACAGCAACGACGACACCAUCUACGCGGAGUGAAGGCUGGGGCUCGCUUUCCGCCCAGCCACAAGGCUGAGGAAAGGCAGCGAAGGUUGCGGACCUGGGGCGAAAGUAGACAAG